AUGAGCAGCGACCUGGUGAGAUUCCUUUUACUGAGCUCUGUGCUCUGCAGCUCGCUGGCUUUGGGCCAGGAUAGUGAAGGCAACCAGGAGACAUCCACUGUGAGUCAAGAGGCCGCCCGGGGAUUGGCCAGCAGCUAUGAGCCGGAGGACAAGGAGGCGCUGCGCAAGAACUCGCACAUCUUCAUGGGCAUCUACAAGAACUACAAGAGCACCUAUCUGGGCAACAAGACGACCAGUGAGUACAAGAAGCGGCUGCGAGAUCGCGUGAGUGCCCCACAAAUGGCCGAGAACGAAGCCCCCGAAUCUCUGGAUCCCGAUCAGUUGGACUCCAGGGAUUCGCUGGCCGAGGAGAUUCGUCAGGACGAACAGGCGCAGGCUCUGAUGGAGGCCACGCAAACCGAAUCGCCCAACUACGAUGAUAGUGAAUCCUUGGCGGGCAAAAAGCGACGCAAACGCAAGCGCAAGGAUCGCAACAAGCGGAGGGAGGAGUUGGAAACGGAAACGGAAACGGAUCAGCCUGAUUCUGCGAAGAGCGAGGAGAGCAUACAGCGUUAUCAUGUGGGUCCUGGACUCAAUGUCAGCCUGGACAUGAGCAACGAUAUUGUGCACGUGAAGCUGGAUGGCGAGAAUCUCAAGGAUAUCAUGGCAGCUCGCUGGCUAACUUUAGAUAAUAGUGAAGAAGGUCGCGGCAAGAAGUACGACAUGAUCACCAAAGUCCUGCCGCUCUUUAUCCUCCCAUUCCUCAUCCAAUCUGCCAUUGUUCCCUUUCUGGUCACCAAACUGAAGUUGCUGCUGGUCAAAUCAAUUUUGGUGGGCAAGCUGGCCAUCUUCCUGCUGAUCAUCUCGGCCAUCAAGAAUGGCAACAAGAUGGUCCAGAGCUACGAGGUGCCCUCCUACUGGGCCGGCGAACCCAGUCGAAGGUCGGAGCUGGCCGCCGCUGCCUCCUCGGCGGCUGCCGCCUACAAUGGCUACCGGGUGGAGGGCAAGCCGACCACUUGGAUCAGCUAG
Molecule: messenger RNA, 1008 nt
Organism: Drosophila takahashii
Lineage: Eukaryota; Metazoa; Arthropoda; Insecta; Diptera; Drosophilidae
Gene: Osi22
Product: Osiris 22
Source: RefSeq, a predicted model, not a curated record